AUGUUAUUACGAGGGAAAAAUUAUGGAAAUGAUACAAUCGAUGUGUUGAACAAAAGUUGUUUUUCUCAGUAUGAUAUUUUAGCUUGCUCAAGAUCAGUUAUAUUAAGUGCGGCAGCAGGCAUAACAAUUGUUUUCAUAGUCUUUAAAAUAUACAAAUAUCACAUAUUUAAGCACAAACAAAUACAGCAUUAUGCAAUAUUUUAUAUCACUGCUGCAGAAAUGCUUGUAUGCAUUGCAAGUUUCAUAACUGGUCACAUAUAUCCUCAAGUUAAAUUCUCUGCAAAUUUUUUGAAAUUAUUGACAUUUAGCAUUAUUUGUCAUCUUCAUUGGUCUUCAUCGGCUAGGGCUUACAACAGAGAAGAUUUAAUUCAGCAUGCUAUAAAUCCAGGACUAUGUUUAUAUAUGAUAUAUUGCACAGCUGUAGCUCUGAUGGGCAUGGUUGAUGUUGGUAUAACAUGGAACGAGUGUAUCAAGCCGUAUUGGUUAAUGUUGUCAAUAGCAGAUUUCGUUGCUGUUCAAUGUUUUGCACUUGCCGCAGUAUAUAUUACUGUCAAAACAAAUUGUUUGCCAACAUUGGCUUCCAUCAAAAGUGCUCAAAGAAGAGAUUUAAUGACUGUUGUAAUUGCUUUCGAAUUGUCUGCAAUUUUUUCAUUUUCAUUCGAUGCUUUAAUGAGAUUUGGAACUGAAGAAACAGGUUGCAGUGCUAUUUUCGGUCAUUCACAAUUUUUUUAUUCCGCCACAGAACUAAUUUUCAAUGUAGGAAAAUAUCUGCUACCUGUGUGGGCUAUUUUAGUAGUGUUUCAACCUGUCGAAAAUAGUACUUCAGCCUCUGAUAUAACAAUUUCUGGAGGUUAUAAUUUGGAUGGAGCUUCAAACACAAGCAGAUCAUCAAUCAGAGGAUUUCAUCAAUAUCAAAGAAUGUGCGUACCUUCCACUACUACUUUAACGUCUGAUGAUUCAUCUCGAAACCAUUGCAUGUAUCCAUCUCUGUUAAACUCUCCUCAAUCACCCUCAAAUUUUAAUUCUUCUCCUCCACCUUUGACUAAUAAUACUGACGUGAUUGGAUAUACAAAUCGCAUCACGUUGAAUUGCAAUCCUCGCGAAGAUGGAAAGUAUUUUGGGAAAUUUCAACACCACAACUUGACAACUAUUUCAGAAGAAUCAAAUAUAAAUGCUGUCGAUAAUUUAGAAAGACUUUCAAUUAGGAGUGAGAAAAGUGCAAGUUCUUAUUAUUGA
Pediculus humanus corporis (human body louse) is the source of this 1236-nucleotide messenger RNA. RefSeq lists its product as uncharacterized. The record is from RefSeq and is a predicted model, not a curated record. The transcript has 5 exons. Lineage: Eukaryota; Metazoa; Arthropoda; Insecta; Psocodea; Pediculidae. Bases 1 to 1236 code for a protein of 411 amino acids.